Micromonas pusilla CCMP1545 is the source of this 960-nucleotide messenger RNA. RefSeq lists its product as uncharacterized. Gene Ontology annotation, cellular component: nucleus. Bases 1 to 960 code for a protein of 319 amino acids. The transcript has 2 exons. NCBI's taxonomy places the organism in Eukaryota, Viridiplantae, Chlorophyta, Mamiellophyceae, Mamiellales, Mamiellaceae. Gene Ontology annotation, molecular function: phosphoprotein phosphatase activity. The record is from RefSeq and is a predicted model, not a curated record.
AUGACGAACGCAUCCACGACGAUCGCGGUGAAGUGGCAGGGGAAGCAGUUCACGGUCACGGUCCCGGAGGAAGCGGACGUCGCGUGCUUGAAACGAUGCAUCGAGGCGGAGACGAACGUCCAACCGAAGCGCCAGAAGCUCCUGAACGUGAAGCAGGGCCCCAAACCCGCGGCCGACGACGCGGCGCUCGCGUCUCUGAAGAUGCCGAAGGUCGUGAUGUGCAUGGGAAGCACGGAGGCGAGCAUCAACGAGGUCGUCGUCGCCGCGGAGCAAGCCCCGGAGGUCGUGGACGACUUCGACGUCGGCGUGGACGAGAAGAUCGACGUCCGGGAUAAGGAAGAGAACGUCGAGAAGCUGCGGAGGAGGAUCGAAAAGUACAAGGUGGAGCCGCUGAACCCGCCGCGGGACGGGAAGAAACUUCUCGUCCUCGACAUCGACUACACCCUGUUCGACCACCGCUCCACCGCGGAGGCGCCGCACGAGCUCAUGCGACCGUACCUGCACGAGUUCCUGACCGCGGCGUACGAGCACUACGACAUCGCGAUAUGGUCCGCGACCGGGAUGAAGUGGAUCGAGGUGAAGAUGAAAGAGCUCGGGGUGUUGAACAACCCAAACUAUAAGCUCCUUCAGCUCGUGGACCACGGCGCGAUGAUCACGGUGCACACGGAGAAGUACGGCGUGUUCGACUGCAAACCCUUAGGGUGGCUCUGGGCGAAGUUCGACGGCAGGUACGGCGAGCACAACACGAUCAUGUUCGACGACUUGCGCAGGAACUUUGUCAUGAACCCGAAAAACGGUCUGAAGAUUCGGCCGUUCCGCAAGGCGCACAUGAACAUGGCCACGGACGUCGAGCUCAGGGAGCUGACGAAGUACUUACUCGCGAUCGCGCCGUUGCCAGACUUUGGCGUGUUGCGGCACUCGCGGUGGGAGUCGUACAUCGCGGACUCGACGUACGAGUAG